AUGGAACAGUUGAACUUGUCGAUGCGAAUGUCGGUGCGCGCCCGACAACACCGUGAUGGCCCCCCAUCGCGGCGCAUCGCUCAAUUAUCUUUUAAGUGCAAAAUUGUUAAAUGGAAUAAAACUUUUAAGCUUUUAAGCAAUGAGCAGGAGAUAAAUGCGUAUUAUCUUUAUGCAAGCCACUUGCCCACAAUACCAGUGCUUCGUCCUUUUCGUUCGGCAGAUCUUCCACGCAUAUCUAUCGAUGUUGCAUCUCGUAAGCUACAAUCAAAUACUAAUGCACUCGUAUAUUUGCACGAGAACAAUAUAAUCCAUCGGAAUGUGAGGUGCAGUAAUAUAUUGAUAACAAAAGAUGGUGAAGUGAAACUAACUGAUUUUGGACUCUCGUGCAAAUUGAACGAUACUCUUGGCAAAAGCACUACUACCAUUGGAUCACCUAGUUGGAUGGCCCCCGAAGUUGUUGCCAGUGGAGGUGGUUAUGAUAACAGAUCAGAUGUAUGGGCAUUGGGGAUAACAGCUAUUGAAAUGACUGACGGCAAAGCACCUUUUGAAAAUAUGCAUCCGACAAGAGCUUUAUUUCAAAUCGCCAGAAAUCCUCCCCCUGGUAUCGCUAAAGCAUCAAUGUGGUCAAACGACAUCAAUGAUUUUGUAACAGAGUGUUUAGAAAAAAAUCCCGAACAUCGUCCAUAUAUGAUGGAAUUAGAAGAACACCCUUUCAUACAAUCAGUUCCUGAAAAUGAUUACCACCUCACAACUGAACUAAAAAUGAUGGUAGAAGAUUUGAAAGGAGUAGAAGCUCCUAGUAAAAGAUCCGAAAGAAUAAUAAAAAAUAAUUUGCUGACAACGGAAGGAGUGCAUAAUCCUGAAACAAUGCAAGUGGAAGACCUAGCCGCACUCGAUCACUUAACAGAAGAAAGCGUACUUGCUGAAUUACAAACUAAACUGGUGAAAGGAUCAUCGACAUCUUUUAUUGGUGACGUGCUUCUUAUUCUAAAUUCAAACACAAACGACAACAAUUAUGGUGAAGAUUAUCAUCAAAAAUAUGAAUGCAAAUCAAGAUCUGAUAAUGAACCUCAUAUUUUUGCUGUAGCUGAUAGUGCUUACCAAGACGCGUUACAUCAUAAUGAACCCCAACAUAUUGUAUUUUCUGGUGAAAGUAAGUCCGGGAAGACUACAAACAUGAUACAUGCUUUAUCACAUUUAACAUACUUGGGAGCUAUGAAAAACAAUACAGCUGAUAGAAUACGAAAGGCUGCCAAAGUUAUACAGGUCUCAUUAAGUUCAGCUACGCCGAUAAAUUCUCAUUCCACCAGAGCUAUUUUUCAAAUUCAAGUCACUUACGGCAAUUCGGGAAAGUUAAGUGGCGCUAUAUUCUGGCUUUAUCAGCUUGAAAAGUGGAGAGUGUCAUCAACGGACAUGUCACAUGCCAAUUUUGAUCUACUUUAUUAUUUCUACGACGCUAUGAACGGAACGAACAGAUUAGACGAAUUUUGUUUGGAAAAAAGUAGAAAACAUCGAUAUUUACGAAUCUCCGAAGAACCAACCAAAGGAGCUAAAGGUGCCAGAGAAUCUCCACAAGAAAAUAUAGAGUUUUAUAAGGAAUUCAUAGAAAAUCUGAAAGUCCUUGACUGGGAAGAGGAAGAUAUUUCUUUUCUAGAAACAACAUUAGCUGCAAUUCUGGUUCUCGGGAACGUUAGAUUUAAAGAUGGUAAAAGCGGUUCUGCAGAAAUAGAAAAUCCAGAUGAAGCUAAAAAGGUAGCAAAAUUGCUUUCUUUAGAAGAAGUAAAAUUUUUAUGGGCUCUAUUAAAUUAUUGUCUAAUAGAAAGUGGAACUGCUGUAAAAAGAAGACAUUCAACUGACGAAGCAAGAGAUGCUAGAGACACAUUGGCUGCGGCUCUUUACAAAAGACUAAUUGACUGGAUGAUCAAUUUAAUUAAUUCAAAAUUAUCGUUUAUGAGAUCAGUUUUCGGUGACAAAUUUUCCGUGAGUUUGUUAGACAUGUUUGGUUUUGAAUGUUAUCAUAGAAAUCGUAUCGAACAACUCAUUGUGAAUACAACUAAUGAACAAAUACAAUUUCUAUAUAAUCAGCGAAUUUUCGCGUGGGAAAUGCAAGAAACAGCAGAGGAAGAAAUUCCUGUUGUUCAGUUACACUUCUAUGAUAACAAAAAUUCUGUUGACCAACUUAUGAGCAGACCUUUGGGACUCUUCUAUAUUUUAGAUGAAGCUAGUCGUACUGGAAGUGGCCAAGAGUUUAUAAUGAGUACGAUCAGAACUACAGGUAAAGGUCCAUACAUUAAACUAUCUGGUAGUCAUGAAUUCAGCGUAGCACAUUAUACAGGAAAAGUGAAUUAUGAUGCAAGAGAAAUGGCAGACAAAAACAAAGACUUCUUACCUCCAGAAAUGAUUGAAACAAUGAGAGCGUCAACUAAUAUAACUGUACAGCAAUUGUUCAGAAAUAAACUUACAAAAACCGGCAACUUAACGGUAUCGUCUACUCAACCAAAAGUUGUAGUACCAAAGUCAAAACCUGAAAAAGAAAUGGAAAAUGUAAAAGCUAGGAAAUAUAACACAGAAUCAAAAGGUCAAUACUCACAAGUACAUCGAAUGAGGACAGCAGCAGCAACAUAUAGGGCCACCAGUUUGGAAAUAUUGAAACAGUUAUCUAUCGGUCCCGGCAGCGGAGGGACCCAUUAUGUAAGAUGCAUCAGGGCAGACCUAAACGAUAACCCCCGGGGAUUCCAAACAGAAGUUGUCAGACAACAGUUAAGAGCCUUAGCAGUAUUGGAGACUGCAAAAGCACGUCAAUCCGGCUACUCAUGUCGCAUACCGUUCGCUGAAUUUAUUAAAAGAUACAGAUUUCUGGCCUUUGAUUUUGAUGAGAAUGUGGACGUAACAAAAGACAAUUGCAGACUACUACUGAUUCGACUUAAAAUGGAAGGAUGGAUAUUGGGAAAAACAAAAGUGUUUAUGAAGUAUUACAAUGAAGAAUUCUUGUCAAGAUUGUACGAGACACAGGUAAAGAAAAUAAUUAAGGUACAAUGUAUGAUGAGAGCAUUUUUAGCCAGAAGAAAAGCCAUCAAAAGUAAAUCAAAACAAUUGCGCCUUCUUGAACUUAAAAAACAACAGUCCUUGAAUGUGACAGAAGAUGAAGCGGCACUGCUUAUUCAAAAAGCCUACCGCGGUUACAUAGUGCGCAAAGCGUACGGUCCUCUCAUCAAUAAAAGUACCGGCCAGAUCGAUGAAGAAACUGCUACAUUUUUAAAGAGGUUCGCUAUGAAGUGGAAAAGCAGAUCGAUGUUCCAAGUUCUGUUGCAGUACAGGGCAGUCCGGUACCAGGACUUGGUUCAUUUUUCUCAACAGGUGCACAUUUAUAAUCAAGCCAUGUUGGAAACUCUACUGAAUACCAGCGCAUCCGUUCUUCUGGACCGUGUGGACCCCCAAGCCAAAGGAUUUGAAUUUCUUGGUUCAGGACCACCUUCAGUUUGGAAACUUCCAUUUAGAAUCGACCAGUUGCAGUAUUAUGACACUUCUUAUAUGUGCGAUCCGACAGCUAAAAGCACAGACACAUUUGCAAGCCAAUAUGAUUCCGAUAACGAACAAUGGGACGAACCGUUGAAGCGAAGAUUUAGCUCCGCACAAACUGACAUCAACAAAACUUCAACGAGCACACAAACAUUGAUGUCCGUGCCGUUCUGCAGAGAUCCCACACAACCGGUGGCAAAACUACCAACCGAAGAAUGUCAGCCCACAAGAAAAGAUACGGUUGGAAAUCGUCCCGCUGUUUAUAAGAAAAAAGCAAAUACUCCUCAAAAUUACUACCAACCGCCAGUACCUUGGUCUGAAGUUCGGGACGACACCGACAUUCUCGAAAACACAUCUGGCAAACUAAGGAAGACCAGCUACAGUCGUAGUCUUUAUGGUAUUGACGCGCCUGAUAUGCAAAAUCCGAUUAAAGAACUACAAGCUAUGGCUAAGUCUACUGGCGAUAUGAACGAUGACGACCCUCCAUUUAAUUUCCAAGCCAUGCUCAAAAAGACACCUCGCAACAGAGCGUCGAUGAAGCGAUCGGGUGAGACUGAUAAUGGCAUAUUAGAGGAUAGACCGCCAAGAAGACAGGCGCCGACACCUCCCACGACACCAGUAGUUGGAAGAGUCACUCCAAGUUCUGGAAAAGUGACACCAAGCCGUAAAUCCAGCCCAGCACCUCCACCGCCACGGCCACCCAGCAAGGAACUAAUAAGAAAAGAUUCUAAAGAACUAAUCAUGGCCGCCUUAAAAAAGAGAGAUUCAAAAACAGAUUUACUAUACGCCUCUGUUAUUAAUAAAGUCGAAAAUGUUGUUUUAGCUCCAGGUAUAAUUGUCGAAGGAGUAGUAACUGACUUAUAAAUGCAAACACAAACAUCUUUUGUAGAAAAUAUAUUUAAUCUCCAUUGUAUUGGAAGUCCCCAUACAUCUUUUUAAUAAUGUAACAUUAUAAAUUACUUUUGACAAUUAAGUUUUAAAGCCACAUGGUUUACGUUAGAUCAUAAGAAUUUUAAUGUUUGACUAUUAUUUCUAUAUGAAUAGAGUUAAGUAUAUUAAAUACAAACUGACUUAAAGCAUGUUAUGGCGGUAUAUAAAAAUAAACAUGCAGUGUUACUUAAAAUAUACAUCUUAGGGACUCAUCACGUCGUAGAAAAAUAUACAUAUAAAUUCCCUUAUAUUUACUUAAUUUACGAAAAUUGCUUUGGUAACUUAUUAUUAUUAUUAUAUUAUUAAUAACUUAGCCUAAAAGAGUGGUCGACGUUUAUAUGGAAUUAUGAGUUAAAGCCAUAGAUAGGUGGGUGUAUAUAAAACCUAAUUUUAUAAUAACGCUAUAUCGCAUUGUGAAAACCAUCGACAAUUUAUAUGUCCGUCUUGAUAUACUACAAGCAACAAAUACAUUGGAUAGUACACAUCUAAUAUAACACACCCACCAUAUUAUAGGGAUUCAGUUCGUUAAACUAAGCGAUCGCUUAAUGGUGUGUAUGUUACAAAUCAAUAGAAUAAUAAGAGCAAUAUUAACAACACCUGAGCAGUAUCGAAUCCAGAUUAAUUAUCACAGUCUUUUGUUACGGAUAGACAACAUAAAGUCAAGGUAGUAAAGCUUCGCCAAAAAAAAAUGCUAUAUAAUGUAACAAUAUACUGCCCUUUAACUAAGGCAUUUAUUUCCUUUUCAUUUUGGACAUUAUAUCAACUGCCCAGACAUUAUAUAAAGCCCGUGUUAA
Messenger RNA from Diatraea saccharalis (sugarcane borer), 5243 nucleotides. Lineage: Eukaryota; Metazoa; Arthropoda; Insecta; Lepidoptera; Crambidae. The record is from the annotation of a GenBank genome assembly.